This is a messenger RNA of Gilbertella persicaria, 3604 nucleotides long. RefSeq lists its product as uncharacterized. Gene Ontology annotation, molecular function: guanyl-nucleotide exchange factor activity. The transcript has 7 exons. The record is from RefSeq and is a predicted model, not a curated record. Lineage: Eukaryota; Fungi; Mucoromycota; Mucoromycetes; Mucorales; Choanephoraceae. The coding region runs from base 184 to 3399 and encodes 1071 amino acids.
CUUGCGAGGACCCUAUCAGGUUGAGCGGAAACAAGUGCAAACUUUACUACCAAUUUAACCGGACUAUACCCUUUCAGACCAUCUUUUUUUUUAUUAUUAUUAUUAUUGUUCUUUUUCUUUGCUUUUUGUACAAACUUUCUUACACUCCUUCUUUUUUGAACUUUUUUGCUUCUUUUCUCUUUUAUGCUUUCCGCCUCGACUGUCUCUUCAUCUUCUUCAGGUAUACUCAGUCCUAGGACUGGUACCUCGACACCUUCUUCCCAACUUUCUCAUGACUCUAGAAAGACUAGCAGCAACCCUUUAAGAGAGCUUAUUGAAACAGAACAGACCUUUAUGGAGACACUAAAAAUGAUUGACUCGCAUAUUGGUCCUAUCUGGAUAAGACAAAUGAAUUCAGCUGCACCCGACUUUUCUGAACUAUUGAAAUACGCUCAUGAUGUUCUCAAAGCAAACAAACGAUUCUGCAUGAAACUAACCAAAAUUGCUACUAAUUCUCAACCUAUCAGUGAUCUCGGUGAUGCACUUAUGCAAUGGGUUAAUGAUCUAGAAGUGCCUUAUGCAAAUUAUUCAAGAAGUUUUAUUCCAAACUUGAAUCAGCGUCAAGAUAUUCUUGGUAAUGCAGCAAUGCGAUCUGUACUUCAGGAAUUAUCUGCCAGAGCUUCAUAUGAAGUGACAUUGGAAUCUCUGUUCAAUGCACCUAUUCAGCAACUCAAAUACUAUAAAGGAUUGUACAAUAGACUGUUAGAGAGUACGGAUCCUGGACGUGCUGAUCAUACACUCUUGUUGAAUGCUAAUAAGCAAAUUGACACCAUCAUGAAGAUGGUUCGUACUAUGCAGCCGCCUCAGUUACCUUUUAUCCAGACGAAUUUUCAAUCACCAAGAAAACCACAACAGGAUCCUGAAUUAGCAGCAUUUGAGUUGCAGGUUGAUUGCUCAAAGGUUGUCGAUCUUUAUAGUGGCGAGCAAAUUAAUUAUCAGCUACAUAUCUCAAAUCCAGGAACGCAACUUGUGAUGCAGGAUAGUUUUAUCAUGUUGUCUGAAUCAUCUUUUCGAGUUCACCUUUUGCUUACUACAGAAGUCUUGGUAAUCUGUCGUGAAUCUGGUAAAUUCAUGCUUUUGUAUCCUGCAAUCCCCAUCAGUGAUAUUACGGUUAAAGCCGAAGAACUAGAGAGGGAAGCAGAAGGAGAGUAUAUCGUUCGACUCUCGAUACUAGGAAAGAAGCAGAUUGUAUUGUGUGCCGAGACCAAGGAAAUUAGAAACACGUGGAUUGGUGUGGACGCUGAAGCUUCGAAAGAUACUGUGCUUGCCCCUCGAACACUUAGUGUCGCUGCUCAGAAAAAAAUGCUUUCAAACAGACCUAUUACAAACUAUGGUAUUCGUUUGCCGCCAAUGCCUAUGAAUGCCAGAGAUGCUAAAAAGAUGGUGGAAAAAAAGAAUGCCAACAUUCGAAACACAGAUAUUGUUACUUUCUAUUCUGAGUCUGAAGUUGUGUCUCCUUUAGAAAGCUCUGAUGAAGAAGACGACAAUAACAAGUAUCGAGAUACAAUCAUGGAUAUCUACGACAAUCAUGCCUAUAGUAGCCAAGAAUCACCUGAAGCUAUUCUUCAAGCUCCAAAGACAGCCUCUGAUGUCUCGAACAGCCCUCAAGCUCAAGAAGAAAUUAUCCUAACACCAAAUAAAGACAAGUCCAACGUGAAGAACAAUAAUUGGCCUCCUAUUAAUCACCAAAUACCAGCUGCUGAAGAUCCAGUUAAAGUUGCUUCCCAUGUUCAAAUAACCUAUAUUGAACCACCUACUGCCCAAAUUGCAACAAUAUCAAUCUCAAAAGCAUCUGAACUUGAUCCCUCUCUUUCUUUCCCAAAUCAACAAAUGAACAAAAUCAAUUCUUCGCCUGUUUCACCUGAUAGAUUGAAGAACAAUGAAGGAAGUAAGCCUUCCUCUCCAAGAGCUGUAGAGGUUCAACGAGCUGUUAUUCCCAAAGCAAUGCAAGCAGUGACCCAGAAAACAGAUGACUAUUUAUCACAAAAUGAUAGACAUCAACCAAACCGUCCAACGCAAGUUUCUCAUGCUGCUCCAAGAACAUCCUCUAUGCAUCACAGAUCUCCUCAACAAAGACCGCCUAUGGCUCAGCAAAGACCUCCUAUGGGAUAUAACAAUAAGCCAAUGCCUUCUCCACCACCUCAUCAGCAACAUAGACCUGGUUAUCCACAACAGCCUAUGGGACACCAAUCACCUUCUCCUCAUAUGUCAAACGGUAUGAGAAGACCUCCUCCACCUCAACAUCCACCUCAACAUCCACCUCAACAUCCACAACAAAUGCAGUAUCAUCACCAACAACAACAACAACAACGACAACACCAACAACACCAACAACACCAACAACACCAACAACACCAACAACACCAACAACACCAACAACACCAACAACACCAACAACACCAACAACACCAACAACACCAACAACACCAACAACACCAACAACACCAACAACACCAACAACACCAACAACACCAACAAAACCAACAGCAACAGGCACCUGCUAGGUUUAAUGCUCCUUCGCCAUCCCCUAGCCAACAGCUUCAACAUUAUCAUUCUGCAGAAGAUUUCAAUUUUCCUCGUAGUCCUAGCCUACAUAAUGCGGGUAAUGAAAUACGACAAGUUCUUUUCAGCAAUCAGCAAUGUGAAGUGUUUCAUUGGAAUGACCAGUCUUGGUAUGCAGCAGAAGGACGGUGUUUGCUUGAAGUGAGAUUGACACAUAGUAAUUAUACAUGUGUCUCAGUAGAGCUGCAAAAUACUGGGCAACUGUAUUUGAACGCUUGGAUUUUGUCGGAUACAGUGAUAAGACAUCCAUCACCUACGGAUGUUAGCAUCUCACUCUAUUUGGGCACGCAAAAAGAAAAUUAUUUGGUUCAUUUCCAGCAUCCUCAAGACGCCAAUAUUUUCUUCAGCAUUUUGCAACAAGCACAUCAAGAAUCCAUGAAUAUGACCAUGAUACAGCCUAGUCUUCAACAUACAGAAGAUAUUUAUGAUGAUCCUGAACCUGUUGAUACGGUAAAUGUGCCUCAGACAUUGAAGCCAGUGAUGCAAUGUAAGGCAAAGCUUUUUGUUAAAAACGAAACAUCAAGUUGGAGUACGUUUGGUAGCGUAACGAUGCGUAUUUCGCAGCAGUCUCCAAGUUUAAGAAUGUUGAUCCAAAUCGAAAAUGAUAAGACCAAAUUAGUCAGCGCCAUUGUUCGAAGCGGAAAUGUAGAAAAAAUCAGUCCAAAACGUAUUACAUUCUUGUUAGUGGACGAGUCGACAAAAACUAGCAUUGUUUAUAUGAUUCAUCUCCGUGAAGAUCAGACUGGAAACAAAAUUUAUGAAUAUCUCCGUACAAAAAAUGCAGAGAACGGAUGGUAGUUCUUUCCCCUUCACCCCUUCUUUAUAUAUAUAUAUAUAUAUACAGUGAAAUAGAGUGCUUUUUUGGAAAAACAAAAUUUUUGAUUAUCGAUAGAAAUGUCUGACCAUCAAUAUACCCAUUACAAAUAGAACAGAAAAGAAAAAAAAUGUAUAACAGUUCCUAUAAAACUAAAUCUAUAAACUUGUAUUCUUUCCAUACUUUUGU